AUGGAAGACAUCAAACACAGAGGAAAGAACCGACAGGAAAGACACAAGGAACGAUGGGAUCCAUUUCAACUCAAUCCAAUAGGAGCUGAGAAGGAACAAAAAAGAAGGUGCUUCCAACUGGCCCAGUACCUCGUGGCCGUUAUCAUCGGUUUAUGUGUUCUGGCCAGUGCUGUCGUUGCCAAGGGUUCUCUCCUGGUGCUGUCAACGUUGUCCAGUCCAACCUCCAUGCGCACUCCAAGGGAAAAACAGUUCUACAUGCUGAUGCUGGUGUUCUGCCUGGUGUGUCCAAAUGUCCUGGUGUUCAUCAAAUCACUGUGGAGGUGUGCCUUCAAGAGCUUCGUACAACCCAACUUGAAGACCAUGUCAUUUAUCUGUGUCACUGAAUGCAUCGUGUCACUUGGCACUGCAACCCUUGUACUCGUGGUGAUGCCUCAGUUUGACGUAUUGACGAAUCUGUUCAUCAGCGGGGGUGUCUGUAUUGUAUCUGCAAUUCUUCAGAUUAUUUUCCAACUGCAGGCAGAAACCUGGAAAAUCCUAUUCCCAAUCUGCUCCAUCAUUCUAACAAGUGCUGGAUACUGCCUGCUCGGAGUUGACUAUUACGUCCGCGUCUCAUCGUAUGUGGAUAACCAGAGUCCCGACUGUUUUGUUUUUAUAGCAAUUGGAAUUUUCUCCUCAAUCCUAAUUUCUUUUUGCUGGUGGGAGAAUCCAGUGCAAGCUACAAAUCGCAUUCAGGAUACAUUGUCAGAACUGGAUGGUUUCAGGGACUUUGUGUUCGUGAUCAGCAGCAUUCUGAGGAUAAUUGUUAUCGGGGCGGUAUACCUGUUGUACUAUGCCGUCAUUGAAAAAUCCAUCGUCUGGGAUGACUUCAACUUACGGAGUGUAGACUGGGAAUUGUUACAGAUCGGACUGGUUCUGUUUUUCUUACAGGCAUUUUGCUCGGCAGCGUGUCACUGGUUUGGAGUGGUGGCCUGUAAGAUUCAUGCUGUCAGGAUGAGUUUUGCCCUGCCCUUAUGUUGCACAGGUCCUUCAGUGCUACUAUUGGGGCUGAUCCUUUUCAUAACCCAAGCUCAAAAACUGGAUGGAGCGAAAGAAGGGAGUAUCCAAGGUGAGUCUUUGACAUUUUGUGAAAGUUUGUUCUUCUUAAGCCAAAAGAACACAACUCCUUUGGUCUUACUUGAAAUCACCAGGAGCAUCUGCCGAACGUCACUUAACAGCUACUACUUACAAUGGCCUUUUUCCAUGCUGGCACUCGAGGGAGUAUGCAUGUGGUCGGGUUUUGUGACGUGCACGUACUACGUAUGGAAGAUCAAGGUCCAGCGAAUCGAAAGAACAUCUCAGCUGUUUGUUCGGCGUCUCUACGAAUCUGCUUUCAUUGACUUGUCUUUGUUACUCAACACCAAGAUGAAGGUGGCUCGGGCCCGGAACCAAGAAAGCCAAGACGACAUCCAGAGCUGUGUCAUCUACCUAUGUGCCACCAUGUGGCAUGAGACCUAUGAUGAAAUGCUCAAGAUUCUCACCUCCAUGUUCAGGUUGGACCGUUACCGGGGUGAUCCAAAAGAAGAACAUAAGGACUGUUUUGAUUUUGAGUGUCACAUUUACGUGGAUGACGCCUUCAUGACUGAAAAAGACACAGGGAAGAGGCUGGUUAACUCCUAUGUGAAUGACUUAACACAAGUUGUCAUUGAGGUUUACAGGGUUUUUACCAACAAAGAACCAGAUGAUGUAUCCAUUGUGGAAACUCCAUAUGGCGGAAGACUCAUGUUUGUUAUGCCCGAAGGCAACAUGCUCUACGUUCACCUGAAAGACAAAGGUCUUAUUAGGAACAAAAAAAGAUGGUCGCAGAUUAUGUACAUGUAUUAUCUUCUUGGCUGGAAGGGGUACAUUUCUAAAACGCCACAGAAGAUCAAACAGCAGAAUCACCUAUGCAGAGAAUCUUUGAUCUCUCUGGAUGGGGAGAUAUUCUUCAUGCCCCAGUAUGACAAUGACAACAAGAGAAGAUUCAUCUCAGAUGAGAAUGUAUACAUCCUGGCUCUGGACGGAGACACUGACUUCCAACCUAAAGCUGUCAUUCUACUUGUAGACAGACUGAGGAUGUAUGAAAAUGUAGGAGCAGCCUGUGGGCGAAUCCAUCCGACCGGAAUGGGUCCCAUGGUGUGGUACCAAAAGUUUGAAUAUGCAGUCGGUCACUGGCUUCAGAAGACAGCAGAACAUGUGUUUGGAUCCGUGCUGUGCAGUCCAGGAUGUUUCAGUCUGUUUCGAGCAUCCGCCUUAAUGGAUGACAACGUCCUGAAGAGAUACACGACGACCGCAACCAGAGCUGCAGAAUAUGUCCAAUACGACCAAGGAGAGGAUCGUUGGUUGUGUACGUUGUUGCUGCAGCAGGGGUGGCGUGUGGAAUACAACGCCGCAUCUGACGCUUUUACUAACUCUCCGCAAGAAUUCAAAGAGUUUUAUAACCAGAGGAGACGAUGGGGACCAUCGACGCUGGCUAAUACACUGGACCUGCUGCACAGUGGCUCAGAAACGGUGAAGAGAAACUCCUCCAUAUCCAGACUUUACAUUUUCUACCAGAUGUUUACCGUUGGUUCUUCUAUUCUUGGACCAGCCUCAGUGACUCUUAUGGUAGCGGGUGCUUUCCAGUUUGUCUUCCAACUUGCUGGUACACUUUCCAUCAUCAUUGCAAGCAUUCCUCCCGUGUUCUACAUCAUUGUCUGUUUCGUUGCCAAGCCAAACAAUCAGAUAACAAUCGCUGGGAUUAUGAGUGUUCUGUAUGCCUUCCUCAUGACAGCAUCGUUAUUUUCUAUAAUCGGUGAUAUGGUGGUUCAGGGCACAUUUUUAACCCCGACUGGUGUGUUCCUUGUUUCCAUGACGAUCAUGUACUUGGUGACUGCUAUCCUACACCCUGAGGAGUUUGGGAUGAUUGUCUACGGCCUGAUGUAUUUCAUCUGUAUUCCCAGUGGCUACCUUCUGCUUACCAUUUACUCACUGGUUAACAUGCACAUUGUGUCCUGGGGCACCAGAGAAUCCAAUAAGGGGGCAACAGAGGUGAAAAAGAACCAUAAUGUUUUGUGCGAUAGAAACUGCAAACUCUGUUGCUGGGACAUGAAGCUGCAGAUAACCCAGGAAACAGAGAAUCUGAUCCUUCAACAAAUCACAAGACAAACUGAACAGCAAGCCCCUCCCCUUGCUAUCACAAACCAGGAAAAUAGUCAACCUGCCGCUUCAAAUGUGGAGCCACAAGCUAGACCGGAUACCAGCAAAGAGACUGAUGAGCAAGGGGGUCGGAAACUUCGGACUGAGAAAGAAUGGAUGAAGUUGAAAGUCUUUGACUCCGUGUCCAGUGACAGUGACAGUGACAGUGAUGAAAAAAAGAGUAUAUCAACAACUGCAUCUUACGAUGAUGAUUACGAAGAUGGCAACCAGGCCACAGAACUUCCUAUGAGUGACUGGGUGAGUCCAGUGAAAGAAGAGUUUUUAAAGAAGCUGACCUUUGCCAACCUGAAGAGGAACCUACAAGAACAAAUACGGUACUCUCUCCGCGCCAAAAACCUACAAGACGUGUGUGAGGAUUUGGUCGCCAUGUUAACGGACACACUCAGUGGAGAACUAUAUGGAGUGGGACCAGAGGAUGCUCUGACAGAAAGCCAGCAGGAGGAACUGCAACAGGCACUGACCGAGCAGGCUCGGCGCACCCUGAAAACCAGUCGCAUGGAACGAUUAGAGAAAAAAGUCCAGAGAGCCAUUCAGAAAACUCUGACUGCCCCUCAGGUGCAGAAGCUAGAUGAGGAUGAACAGGACUUCUGGAGCAAGUUGAUUGAGCGCUACUUGAAGCCCAUUGUAGACACUAAAGCUCAUCUGGACGAGGUCACCAGAGAGCUCAAAUCUCUGCGCAACAAGGCGGUGUUCCUGUAUUUCAUCAUCAAUGUGCUCUGGGUGGUUGCAACUUUCUUCCUGCAAGCCAUUGGGAAUGACGUCAUCAGCAUUAAGAUUCCUAAAUACUAUUCGAAUGGAACACAAUCUGGAGAGUUCCUCAAGGUGGAGCCUCUCAGUUUGAUGUUCCUGCUGUCUUUUGCCAUCCUUCUCCUCAUUCAGUUCCUUGCCAUGUUAUAUCACAGGGUCUACACAUUGAUCCAUGUGGUGUCAUACCGCAGUACAGAGAAAGACUACAAGUUGAAAGACAUUGAUGAUGAUGAUGAUGGCUUGACUCUGGAGAACCCGAACACCAGUGCACUUAGCGUCACAAGUGAUGACUUUUAGAUUGUAUUUGUUCUGCAUGUGUCACUUGUCAUCAUUCUGUUGUCUUAUCAGAAGCCAAGGUCUAAAGGUGUUUUAAUGCCCUCUUGAGAUAUACUGUAGUUUCAUCUGAUAUGGCAUACAGUAUAACAUACUCACAGGCUCACUCAUGUACUGAGUCAUGGCCUGGUAGCAGAACAAUAAUAACUCUAACUUCCUGGUUGAAUUUGUAUCAACAUUUUCUUGGGCCUGCAUGAUGUGAAGUUACUGCACACUCAAUCUGAUCAGUGCGCUCCUGAAAAUGGACUUAAAAUGCAACAUUUGCACAUAAACCAAAGAAUUAUUUAUGACUUUGUACUGUUAAAUGUAGUCUAUAAUUGCUUUCAUAUAUUUUGAUUUGAUGGGACACUAAACAAUGAAUUGUGUAAUACAUACAUUCGUUGCGUUGAAAUAAAUGCAAUUUUUUUUUGGGUCCGAUAUGAAGUUGGAAUUACUUCCUUCACCUUAUGCUUGUGAAUCUAGUUUGCAAUAAUUGUAAAGUUCUGCAAGUGCUUCUCUUAAUGCAGUAUCACACAUGACUUGAGUCGCAAGCAGCUAAAAUAAAAAAGCGACGUGAGGAACAAUUCUUACAGUACAUAAUUUCAUACUUGUGCCACAUAAAAUGUAAUUGCUUUGUUGUUGAGACAGUAUGU
This is a messenger RNA of Doryrhamphus excisus (bluestripe pipefish), 4925 nucleotides long. The record is from RefSeq and is a predicted model, not a curated record. Lineage: Eukaryota; Metazoa; Chordata; Actinopteri; Syngnathiformes; Syngnathidae.